AUGGCAUCCGAAUUCCGAACAGUGUACUGCCUUAAAUCUCAUUCACAUUUUGAAUUUCAUUCAAGUUUUUUUCUAUCUUAAAGAAAACAGAUAAAUACAAAUUACAAUAGACGUAAAAUUUACAUUACCAAAAACUAUUCUUAUAAAAAUAAUAAGUUAACUUUUGUUAUCCAGCAAGUUAUCCUGUAAAAAUCAUCUGAAUACAAUACUUAAAACCAUAUUGCAGCACUGAUAAAAGUUAUUGGUCCAGAGAAUAUCGUCAGUUCCCUCGCAGUAUGUCGAACCCAGGUUUAACAUCUGAAGCUCAACUCCGGUACAUUCUACAAUGGUUUGGGGAGUUCAGUGAGCUGCAGCGGGAAGACUUUCUACCUGUCUUAGCAGCUGCACAUGGUGGGAAGCCGGACCAGUUAGCUAGCACAUUAGCUGCUCUUUCCUGCGAUGAUAAGCCUGUGAGCUUGUUUCAAUGUCGUAUAAAAUUAUUUAAUGAAUGGUUUCCUACAUGGGCAGAAGAAGAACGGGAUAGACUUGUUAAAGCUGUAUCAGAAAUUGAUUCUGAAUUUGGUAUUAAAUUGCAAGAUGUACUUGUGAAUGGUUUCAAAUUAAAUGGUGAUCUUGAUGAGGAACAUAAAUUGCAUUUUGGAGUAGAAAGUGCUCAAGCUGAAGAGGAUAUAAUUGAACCAGUUAAUAAUGAAAAUAGUGAAACAUUAACAGCUUCACAGGAGAAUAACAAUGUAGAAAUCGCUGCUGCCUCUUAAAAUGCAUAAGAAUUGAUUUUGAUACUUUCAUAGUAUUAUUUUAUUUAUUUUUUAUAGUAAGAAUAUUUUUCAUAUAACUAUAGAGAAAUGCCAUUUUACAGUGAUGCAUGUUUUGUAAUUAAAUAUAUUUUUGGUACCUUUGUACCUGAAUUUUAGAUCUUAUUUGUUGUUGAAAUAAGAAUGAAAUUUUAUUAGUUUAAACUACUAGAUUUAAGAAUUUAUAUGUCUAUAACAUUCCCUAUUUAGAUUAAAUACAUUCCAUUACCUAUUUAAGCAAUUUCCUAGAGUUUUAGAAGAAUCUCAUAUAAAUCAUAUCUUUCUUCUAUUAUAAUAUAUCACUAUUUAGAUAAAUAUAAACUUAUUAAUAAUUUUUUAUGUAUUAAAUUUUACUCAUAAUCAAUAUAUUUUGAUUAAAGUAUAAAAUACUCUUUGUGAUGUAUAAAUAAACAAAGGUUGUAAUUUACUUUUUUGCAAAUUGUUGCAUAUCAAUUGAAGUUUUCAUGUUGUUAUGUGUAUCAAGAUCUGCUACAUUUAAUCUUUUUAAUGCAGAAAUAUAAUUUAAAAAGCACAAACUGUUACCUUAUACUUCUUAUCUUUUAUGUUAUGGGGUGAAUGUUGUGCAAUCGUGAGUUUGGCUUAUUGAUAAAUAAAAACUGAAUUAGGGAUGGGAUGUAUUCCAAUUCCAAAGACAAAUGACUUUGAUAUUGAACAGUUUUGCAUUUGUAUGAAAAAGGCUGGAGCUGUAAUUUUUAUUGUCAUGUAACUUGUCUCCUAUUUUAUUUCAAUUAUUUACAAGAUGAACAUUUUAUUUAUAUCUGUUGAGAAAUGAACAACCGGUAAAGAAACUUCAGUUCCAAAGACCUAAAAGAAAUAAGUACAAACAAUACAAUUUAGUGCCAAGAUUUUGUAUUCCUUUAUAUGCAUAGUGAUUUUUUAUUAUUAUAAAAUAGAUAUUUAAGUGAAAGAGAAAAUUAUGAGACGGGCCGAGUGAUAGAAAGGUGCUGGUGCUUAGAGAUGUGAAGAGAAAGGCAUUUGAUAUUCAUAAAAUCGUACGUAUUCAUUUUAUAAUUAAAUAUAUGUCGUGAAUAUUAA
Nymphalis io (European peacock) is the source of this 1847-nucleotide messenger RNA. RefSeq lists its product as uncharacterized. Lineage: Eukaryota; Metazoa; Arthropoda; Insecta; Lepidoptera; Nymphalidae. The coding region runs from base 276 to 755 and encodes 159 amino acids. The transcript has 3 exons. The record is from RefSeq and is a predicted model, not a curated record.